Messenger RNA from Thermothielavioides terrestris NRRL 8126, 883 nucleotides. RefSeq lists its product as uncharacterized. The coding region runs from base 362 to 604 and encodes 80 amino acids. The record is from RefSeq and is a predicted model, not a curated record. The transcript is spliced from 2 exons. Lineage: Eukaryota; Fungi; Ascomycota; Sordariomycetes; Sordariales; Chaetomiaceae.
AAUUGACCAAGGGAAGCUGGAAUUAACCGCAGUUUCGCCGCACUCAGGAACCUCGAGCCGCCAAGCUUCGAGCUCUCGCGCUCCGACGACAACGACGACGAGGACGGCGGGACAUUCUUAGGUCGCCAGUGUGCCGCAGCCACCCAAUUACGAGGACAGCGCAAGGUACAUAUCCUCUACGCUAUUUCCAUCCCGCUACCAGCCCGGCAACCCCGAAACUAACUCAGCAAAACGCACCCGCAAAGCAUCCCCUCCCCACGACUGCGACAACCCCAACCAACGACGAACGAAGGAAAGGUCCCAGAAAGGACAACAGAGCCGGGAGAGCUGGAAAGGAAAUAAAACACACACACCCAAAAAAAUGAGCGCCAUAACCCCCCGCUUCUGGGCCGGCCCCCUCCGCUACUGCCGCUGGGCCGCGCGCGAGCGGCCGGGCCUCUUCUGGUCCGUGUUCAUCGGCGCGCUGGGGCCCGUGACGCUGGUCACGGUGCCGCCGAUACGGCGCAUGAUCGGCGACUACGACGCGGCGCCCAUCCCGAUGACAUAUCCCGUGCCGAGUGGACCGAGGAAGAAGUUGACGGGGUACGACGACGAUACGGAAUGAUGAAGGCCGGGAAGGAAGGGGCGAAGACAUUUGCGAAUGGGCUGGGAUGGGAGUGAAGAGGAGGAAGCGGUGCGGUCAGCACCCGGAGAAGUCUGUAUCAACUAGUUGUUGUAUGUAACGGGCUUUGUGGCUGGGCGGCGGGUGAUAGAGAGAGGUGUGUGUGCGAAAACAGACGAUAGCCACCUCUGACGCCGAAAAAGAUGAAGUUCGUUGGCUGAGCGGCUCCGAAAAUCCAAGUCUACAUCUACUGCCCCUACCGAAUGCUCUGUCAGGUAACUA